CGUCUCGUGUUAUCUCUUCUCUUCUUCCCACCCCCUCUCUCUCUCCUUCUCCUCCCUUCCGCCUUCAUCAUCGGCGGCAAACCCCUUCUUCCAUCCACUUCCCCCACCGAAUUCGCGCGCGCGCGCCCCGUGGCUGCGGCGGAGGGGAAGGUGAGGACGGCGGCGGGCACGGCCACGGCCUCCGAGCCGCCGAUGAGAUUGCGCGCCACCGCGACAUGCAACCCCCGACGGGCGCCGUGUCAGGGUCGUCGUCGUCGUCGCUGGAGUGCGUGAGCUCGUGCAGGACGUCGUGGAGGGGCGGAGGGAGGCCGUACGAAUGCAGCGUGCUCUCGUGCGCCUGGAACGCGCCGCGGGCGCUCACGGGGGCGCUCGCCAGCACCACCGCGCAGUGCUCCUCCUGCAGCCACGCCGAGGCUGGGGCAGGGUGGAGGCGGCGGGGCCAGUCGCAGCGGAGUAACAAUUCGUUACUGCACAUAACCUGGGCAGAAGGCAUCAACAGGGGGAAGUUUGGUUAUGGUUCAUCAGCCCAUUCUUUUCCCACUGGAAAUUUUUUCAAAUCUUGGUCAACUUCCGUGGAUCCAACAUGGAGAGUUUUCUGCUAUUCAUCAUCUGAAUCGUUCAAUCAUAUUUCUCCAGAAACUUUGUGGGAGGAUCUCAAGCCAGCUAUCUCGUACCUUCAACCUGAAGAAUUGAACUUUGUACACGAUGCUCUGAAGUUGGCAUAUGAGGCACAUAAUGGGCAGAAACGCCGAAGUGGGGAACCUUUCAUUAUUCAUCCUGUUGAAGUUGCUCGUAUCCUUGGGGAGCAUGAACUUGACUGGGAAUCAAUAGCUGCUGGUUUAUUGCAUGACACUGUUGAAGAUACAGACAUGGUUACUUUUGAAAGAAUAGAAAAUGAGUUUGGUGUAACCGUACGCCGUAUUGUUGAAGGGGAGACAAAGGUAUCUAAGCUAGGAAAACUUCAGUGCAAAAAUGAGGGUAAUUCAAAACAGGACGUCAAGGCUGAAGAUUUAAGACAGAUGUUUCUUGCCAUGACAGAAGAGGUUCGUGUAAUCAUUGUGAAACUGGCAGACAGGCUGCAUAAUAUGCGUACACUCACACAUAUGCCUCAGCACAAGCAGUAUGCCAUUGCCAUGGAGACACUGCAGGUUUUUGCACCCCUAGCUAAACUUCUCGGGAUGUAUCGAAUAAAGUCUGAGCUAGAAUAUCUGUCCUUCAUGUACAUGAAUCCUGGUGAUUUCGCUGAACUAAAGAAAAGAGUUGAGGACCUCUACAAGGCCCAUGAACAAGAAUUGGAAGAGGCAAAUCAAAUCUUAGGGGAAAAGAUUGCUGAGGAUCAAUUUCUUGAUCUUGUUAGUGUUGAAACACAAGUGCGUUCAGUCUGCAAAGAACUCUACAGCAUUUAUAAAACUGCGCUGAAGUCCAAGAGUUCAAUAAAUGAGAUAAAUCAGGUUGCACAGCUGCGGAUCAUCAUAAAGCCAAAAUCCUGCAAUGGUGUGGGGCCAUUGUGCACUGCACAACAGAUCUGCUACCAUGUCCUUGGUCUUGUUCAUGGUAUCUGGACACCUAUACCUCAAGCUGUGAAAGAUUACAUUGCAACCCCAAAGCCUAAUGGAUACCAAAGUCUACACACGACAGUGAUACCAUUUCUGAAUGAGAGUAUGUUCCAUUUGGAAGUUCAGAUAAGAACAGAGGAUAUGGAUCUCAUAGCAGAAAGAGGCAUUGCUGCGCACUACAGUGGAAGAGGGGUUGUUUCAGGGCCUGUUCGUCCUGGAAUAUCAAGUGGAAGGAAUUCAAAUGGGAAAGUGAUAUGUCUGAACAAUACAGGCUUUGCUCUGAGGAUUGGUUGGCUCAAUGCAAUCCGUGAAUGGCAAGAAGAGUUUGUUGGUAACAUGAGUUCUAGGGAAUUUGUUGAUACUAUCACCCGAGAUCUUCUGGGAAGCCGUGUCUUUGUGUUUACACCAAAAGGCGAGAUUAAAAACUUGCCUAAGGGGGCCACUGUGGUUGAUUAUGCUUACCUGAUUCACACAGAAAUUGGGAACAAAAUGGUAGCUGCAAAGGUGAAUGGCAAUCUAGUUUCACCAAUCCAUGUACUUGCAAAUGCUGAAGUUGUGGAGAUUAUAAUUUAUGAUAAAUUAUCUGCUAAAUAUGCAUUCCAGCGUCACCAGCAGUGGCUUCAACAUGCGAAAACUCGCAGUGCAAGACACAAAAUUAUGAAAUUCUUGCGGGAGCAAGCUGCUCUUUCUGCUGCUGAAAUAACUGCCGACGCCGUUAAUAACUUUGUUGCCGAUCUUGAAGAUGAAAGUGACUAUGAGCAGUCGAUUCCAAGCUCUGAAAAUAAGGACUAUACAUUCAACUGGCAGAAGAUAUUGAAUUCUGACAAACUAUCCUUUGGAAACAAGAAGAGCGACUGCUUUUUACCUGUUAAAAAUGUCUCUGUGCCAAAGGUUAAUGGGAAGCACAACAAAACUGUCAAAGAACUGGGCAUCAAAAUUAAUGGUUCAACAUUUCGUGGUGAUAGCUUCACUGAUUUUAUUCACCCUGGUGUUUCCAGCAGUAAAGAAGUUCUCCCUAGUGUGGAUAACUGGAAAGCUGGUAAAAUUUGUGCGUGGCACAAUACAGAAGGCAGCUCUAUCCAAUGGCUCUGCAUAGUGUGUGUUGAUCGAAAAGGUAUGGUUGCGGAAGUUUCAUCAGCUCUAACAGCGUGUGGAAUCACCAUAUGCUCGUGUGUGGCGGAGCGAGAUAAGAGAAGGGGAAUAGGUGUGAUGUUGUUCCACUUUGAGGGGGCAUAUGAGAAUGUGGUCAGUGCAUGCUCCGGUGUUGAUAUGAUUCUUGGGGUUCUUGGUUGGUCCGUUGGAUGCAGCUGUAAUCCUUUGGGUGUUCUUGAAUGCUAGCGGACAACAGGCAUCACGCUGCAUCAGUUCACCAUCUCCAGCAAAAAGGAGAGACAAUUUUGAAGCACCAAGAAAUCAGUCCGCUCAAUGGUUCAGGAGCAGUCCGAUCUUGGUUGAUGAUGCUGUGCAACCCAUAACUUGUCCUUCAAAGAAGGUAGAGUGAGGGUAGAGCAAGCUGGAGCCGGAUAUUCUGGUUCGUUUGGAAGCGAGAGGAGUGUACAUAGCUGAGCAAGCUACUAGUGAACUGUUAGUCCAGGGAUUGGUUGGGUUAUAGUAUUAUACAAAAGCCUCCAUGAAUGACCAACAAUGGCAGCUUCUCUCUUCUAUUUUUUUUGUUUGCCAUUCGUACACUAGUUAUGUAUGACAUGUGCAGCUAGAAUUUUGAUCUGAUGGGAUUCCAAUGCCCCAAAUUUUGCCCGUAUUCGUUAUUUCACUCGGUGAUUAUGACUAUGCUGUAGCUUCGAUUUUUCAAUGGUAUAAGUUUUCUUUUCUUA
Molecule: messenger RNA, 3388 nt
Organism: Oryza sativa Japonica Group (Japanese rice)
Lineage: Eukaryota; Viridiplantae; Streptophyta; Magnoliopsida; Poales; Poaceae
Source: RefSeq, a predicted model, not a curated record